Molecule: messenger RNA, 5360 nt
Organism: Sebastes umbrosus (honeycomb rockfish)
Lineage: Eukaryota; Metazoa; Chordata; Actinopteri; Perciformes; Sebastidae
Product: zinc finger protein 629
Exons: 3
Coding region: 609-4067 (1152 amino acids)
Molecular function (GO): DNA binding
Source: RefSeq, a predicted model, not a curated record
CAAGUUUUUCCACAAAUACAUCUCUUAUUAUAGUAGGAUAUUGUAUAAAACAACAUCAUAACACUGAUUAAAAAAAAAUGAUUGAUGAUUAUUUAAAAAAAAACUUGCAUACACCAUAAAAUGAUCUUGUAAAAGGGUGCAGAUGAAAACAUUAAAAGUUGUUUGAUAUUUUAGCUACUUUAUAUACAGCCCUGUUGCAUUUUUCCAGCUGAUCCAAGAGGAUUUUUAAAUAUCUUUUGCAUAAAAACUGAACAUCUUUAGUGUCGUGUUUUACCACUCACUUACUUCUGAACUCAACUCAUAAUUGCCAAAUUUCCCACACCGCCUGAAAGCAUCCACUCUGCUUUGUGCGUGGAUACCCGAGUGGCUCACUGCUGCUGCUGCUGCUGCUGCUAACAGCUCUGGAAAGAAGAGAAAAGCCAGCUCCACAUUAACAUUAUCAGCUCCCAGACUUGUGCACGAUUGUUAAAACAAGUGCCAACCAGCCACGUUACCGACAGAGCAUUACAUAUGUUAUCUUUGCAGCUAUCCAGUGCUAUCUAGUUGAGCAGCGGUCAGUGAAUGGCUACGCAGAGACCAGGCUUCGCUCUCCCACGCAGACUCUUGACAUGGGGAGUAAAAUGUCCUUCAGCAGAGGAAGCAGUGACCAAAAUACCGUCUCUGAGUUGACUUCUGUGGCAUCACAUCCUCGCUCCAUUCAUGCCCCUUCGGACUGCAAGCAGAUACCUGACGACAAGAGAUGCAGUGUGGAAGACCUGGACUCCAGGUGGGGAGAGGAAAUGAAAGCAACAGAACUGACCCAACCUGCACCUGAAUCCCACUCAUCGGGGGGGCACGUGGAGUCUGAUGGCCGUGUUAACUCUGAAACAGCAGGUGGAACACAUUGUCAACACAGCGAGCACACGCCGUCACAGGUAGGGAUGGAAGCAACGUCUCAAAUGACACCUGCGAGCGUGUGCAGCUCUACAACCGACAGCCGCGGGCAGCCUGUGGAGGGCCGCAGGAAACGCGGCCGCCCACGUAAAUCAAAACCGCUGUCGACAAAAGACAAAAAAGAUCCAGACUCGGCUGGUUUUGAUGCAGUUCAGCAUAAGGAGAUCAGCACGACGAUACCUUUGCCAAGAGACGGUCCGUUAGUACAAGUACAAGAUGGUGUCCCUGUGCUGCCAAAAAGGAAAAGAGGAAGACCAAAAAAAUCAGAAAUGGUAGCUUAUAAAGCUAUAGUUGCUAAGGUUGCUUCUCCCAGAACUCCUGCUAAUGUUAGCGGUCUUGCAGGGAGACUGAGGAGUAGAACUGAACAACACACUUCGACACAGGACGGACAGCCUGAAUCUGAUAGCAAGCUGGACCCCAAGCCGACUGAAGUGACUCCUACAGAAAGUAGUAAUACAUUGAGCUUCCAAGGUUUUAAAAGAAGAAGAAGAAGAGCUAAAGUGGCUGAUCAGCAAGUUCCAGCUAAAGUGUUCAGACUGGAUGUUUCCCAGGAGGCCUCGUCGCUGUUGAGCAACGACACAGGCUGCGGGGAGACAGAUAAGAAGGUGGAACUAAACUCUGACAAACAAGAGACUGGUACAGAUGGAAGGAGCUGUCAAAUCUACCCGUUAGAAGAGCCGCAGACAGAACUAAAGGAAAGUGCAUUACCACUAAGAAAACUGAGUUCCCAGCCUGAAGUUAUUCCUUCAGAGGGUUUAAACGUGGUAAACCCUACUCAGAGUGACGACCCUAAAAUAAAACAGUCGGCCGACAUGAAUGGCAGCGAGGAGUCGCAAUUGAAAAGCAGUCUCGAAUUCCCCCAGAAGAAUACAGAGCUCUUUUGCACGGACGUCGUAACCUCCUCUGAACAACCACCUAAACCUGUUGGAGUCCCCUGUGCUGUGAAAGCUGAGAAUAUUGAGUUAGAGCUGAAUGAAUUAAAUCCUGUGUCAAAGUCAAAUAGUCCCAAAUCUUUACGAUGCAACGCCAACACCACAUUUAAAACUGAGGGUCCAAACAGCACUUUCAGGCGCAAAAGAGGCGGCAAGAGAAGGAGGAGAAGAACUACCGUUUUGUUACAGAGAGAGCAGCUUGUAGAGGGCCACAAAGGCAGCGACGACACUCAACAAAGCACAGACUGUGGUGACGAGGACAUGGAGGCUAACGCAAAUGUCAGCUACACUAAAAAAGGGGGGAAAACUGUGGUGAAAUGUGGCUACUGUGGUCAAACAUUUAAAUUCCUCUCUCAGUUCGUCAUCCAUCAACGCAUUCACACGGGCGAGCGUCCUUUCAAAUGCACCGAGUGCGGCAAAGGUUUUAGCAAAAAUUCAAACUUAAAUCUCCAUCUCAAGACCCACAAAAAGAGCAACAUAUAUCAAAAAUGUCCAUUUUGCAAGAUCAAAUUCUCUUGCUCGGAGUAUGCCUCUCAUAUGAAGACCCAUGCAAUCGUGUCGGACCAGGACUCUGAGAGCAACCAAUCUGAAAAACGCAACAGAGGGAACGAGCAUGAAAGCAGUCAGGGACUUCACAGACCCGUUUCCCAAGAAAAGAGAGAGAAAAAAGUGUGCCAGUACUGUGGUAAAACGUUCCCGUUUCAGUCCGCCCUCAUAAGACACGUGCGUGUCCACACGGGAGAGAAGCCUUAUAAAUGUGAUAUAUGUGGCAAAGCUUUCGGUCAGGCCUAUUUCUUGCGCGUUCACGAGCUCACGCACUGGUCCGUGAAGCGUUACAACUGCACUCGCUGCGAAAAAUCAUUCACUCAUUAUAGCAAUGCAAAAAAUCACACUUGCAGACCUUCGCCAAACAGCGACAAUUUACAACCGAACAGACGCGUUAGGCCUUCGCUGACGUACACGUGCCACAUCUGCAAGAAUGUUUUUGACCAUCUGCAGGAGUUCAACAGCCACAUGAGAGCCCACACCGGCGCCGAGCUAUAUCGCUGCUUGUAUUGUGACAAGCUGUUUGGCGUGCUGUCUGAAUAUAGCGCCCAUCGCGGUCAGUGCAGAGGAGAGAGAAACGCCUCCAGCUCUGUGAUAAAAGGUGAAAAGACAGUGUCAUUAAUACAGUACACAGUGCCUGCACUCAGGUGUUCGUCGGGACCCAAUCCAGCUUCUCCUCUCGCAGGUGAAAAUUGGGAAACACAGAAAAAAACGUCUCAGACCGGCCCCAAGAAUCGAUUCGCUAACUCAAAGAAACCGUUCCAGUCGACAGUCAUACCGGAUCACCAUCUCUCACACCUCGUGUCAAAGUUAAACAAACUAGACAACCGCUCGGACCCCAGGAAAUAUUUAUGUCCGAGCUGCGGGCGACUGUUCAGACACAUGGGCAGGCUCCGAGCCCACAUGCUCACCCACGCGCCGGGGCAAAGUUACACCUGUGCCUGUUGCGGCAAGACUCUAGAAAGCUGGAAUAAACUGUGGCAUCAUCAGAGAGUCCAUCGACAGAGACGCGGACGCUUCACUUGUCCUCAGUGCGGGCAAGGUUUCCGGUUUGUGGAGCGGUACAGAAAACACAUGAGCGAGCACCCGGAGCUCCAGUGGAUUCAGGUCCGGCCCAAGAAAGUGUUUCUGCCUUAUCAAUGUGAGCAGUGCGGGUGUAGAUUUAAGACUCUCGAUUUGCUGUUCAGUCACCAGCUUUGCCAUUCCUCCGAUAUUGACUUAUUCAUAGACGACCAUACUGCACAGUCUAACAAGAAAAUGUUUAGCCCUCCCACGAACAACCACAUAGCCACUCUACGUCCAGAUCCUGAGGAAAACCACUCUCCUCUGGGCGCCUUAUCCGAAUGUCCAGACCCAGUAAUUCAAGAGUUGCCCGUGAUUUCCUUCGUCCAAAGUAAUGGUCUCGAUUUGGGUCAGCAUCCCAGCAGCACACAUUUGAUUCAAGAUAUAGAAACCAGUCGUGACAGAAUAGAUGUUAAUGCACUUAGAAAACCCAUUACUCCUUUGAGAACUGUGAAAAGACACGUGAGCGGAAAUGCCAGCGUGUCACAUGAGGCGUCUGCAGACGGUGUUAAGUGUGCCGUGUGUGGUGACGCAUAUCCUGCCAUUUCAGACCUUUAUCAACAUUAUUUGCAGCAUGCAAGAGGCCAGGUGUAAUAACCUAAACGGAGAUACUUUCAUCAUCAUGUUUAACACAUGUGGGGAUCCUGUAGUCCUAGAUUAGAACACGUAGAAACAUCAGUUACACACCUGGUAAAGGUACGGGAAAUUAAACGCAUUGAAAAAAUUGUUUACAAUCAUGUAUUCAACCUGUCAUGCCUGACAGUUUACAGAUUCUGAAAUAUACACUCUGAAUGUACAAAAUAAUAGGGACACUUUCUGUUUUCAUGUAGGCAACUUCAGCUAGAAGCCACUAGACUUUCUUUAGUUUCUGUGAUUACAUUUCUGUCCAUCAAAAAGAACAGAAGAGAUGCAGGUAGAGAGAACAUGUCAGAGAGAUGCCCCCAAUAAUAAUGUACAAAAUAUUUUGUACAUUCAGCGCAUUAAUGCCGAGCCAGAAGCAGCCCUGGGAUAAUAUAAUCUCAACAAAAUAAGCACUUGAAAACAGAAAUUGGACUGUUUGUAAAUGGCUGAUUAUGGAAAAUAAGUUUUAAAUUAAAACAAAUAUUGAUUUAAAAGUGAAAUAACCACUGAGCCCUCAUUUAUCCUCGUUGCCCUGCCACCUCCUGGCGUCUUUUUUCUAGUACCCUGCACUGAUCAGAAGGGUGGACGUCACACUGAGUUAUGAACUCCGUAUUGCUGUGAAAAUUUUGUUUGGCAGACCUGACCAAGAACUUAUUUAAUCCUUACUUUAUAACACAUCAUGUAGCUGUAUAGUUUUACAAAUCUUGAACACGUCAUCUUGAUGAGUGGAUUCACUUUAUGACUACUGUGAAUUAAUUUCAAACGUGCAUUUCAAAUCACGCAUCGGCUUUUUCUUGACUUCUACAAAGGAAACUGUUCCUCAUAAUGUUUCAGACAAACUGACGUGUACUGACUUCAAAUUUGUUUUGCUCUGGACUCCAACAAGGACACGUAUCAAUCAGCAUUUCGUAUUUACAUUGAAAGUGAACUUUACUCUCGCACAUGUUUGUCAAAGACUUUGCUCUCUCGUGGACUUGUAAUAUAAUGGCUGAAAUCAAGUGAUGCUAAAUUUUCUAGAAAAUGCACUAAACAAACGCACAUUCCACACCUGAAAUACCAACAGGGGUGUUGUUGAACAUCCUUUCUUUUCUUUUUUUUACUGCCUUUGAAAAACUACAUUUCUGUGCUUCAAUACCAGGCUUGAAUUGUGUUGGAAUCAUGAAAAAACAUUUCAAAAGAUGUUUCCCAGAUGGACACCCUGCUCUGUUGUAUAUGGUUUUAUGCUAUAGUUUGUCUUAAAACCAAUAAAGGUCAUUUUUGUAUUGA